AUGAGCAAGACUCCUCAACCUCCAUUGGAGGUAGUAGUACCUCAGGCGAAAUUACCGCUUGAACAGAAUCAGGCAGAGGGAAUGAAGGACCAAGUUACUCCCCUCCCACAGCUGUCAAAAUGGCGCAAGCUGGACCCUUUGCGACUGCAAAAGAUACCUCCUGUUCCCAGUGAAAGACAAGUUACUCGGGAAUAUGGGGCGAAUAUCCUUAGCCGCAUCUUCUUUGGGUGGAUGACCCCCUUUAUGAAGGUGGGUUAUCUCCGACCAUUGGAAAUCAACGAUAUAUGGACCGUCAACCCGGACAGAGCAGUGGAUACCUUGUCGGACAAGCUUGCUGUGGCUUUCAGGAAACGAAUCGAACAAGGGAGCAGGAGACCUCUGGCGCGGGCUCUCAUAGACACCCUAAGACAUGACCUUGUGGUUGGUGGUAUAUGCCAGCUUGUUGGCAUGAUGUGCAUGAUUCUAUCGCCAUACGUGGUCAGGCACCUGAUCUCCUUCUCGACCGAAGCAUACGCAGCCCAUGUCCAAGGAAUACCUGGACCACACAUUGGACCAGGCCUGGGUUACGCCUUUGGCCUAUAUGCCAUGCAGGUUCUGCAGAGUUUGACUAUGAACCAGGCGUUGUAUCGAGGGAUGGUUGUCGGAGGAAUGGCCAAAGCGAGCCUUACAUCUCAAAUCUUCGCCAAAGCGAUGAGGCUGUCGAACCGUGCGAGAGCUGGCGGGAAGCCCAUCGAUGACGCGGGACAGAAACCCACCGAAGGAAGUCCGCCCAACGCAGCAGCAAACGAUGCGGCGAAAGAGACUGCCGGCUGGAGUAAUGGACGUAUCACCACGUUGUUGGGCGUGGAUGUGGAUCGUAUCGAUACGGCUUGCGGCAUGCUUCAUAUGAUUUGGGUUUCACCCAUCGGUCUUAUCGUCGCUCUGAUCAUACUGAUUGUCAACAUCGGCUACAGUGCACUUGCCGGGUACGCCCUCCUGGUUGUCGGAGUCUUUGCUCUGGCGGGGGGAAUGCGCCUCCUGGUGCGUUUUCGAAGAGCCAUCAAUAAAAUCACCGACCAGCGAGUCACUUUGACCCGAGAAAUAGUGUAUAGUGUCAGGUUCGUGAAGUUCUUUGGCUGGGAAAGCAGCUUCCUAAAGCGACUCGAGGCCGUUCGCAACCGCGAGAUUGGCUCCAUCAAAAGACUCUUGUUUGUCCGACACGCUGUUGUAGUGUGCAUGGUCUCUUUACCAACAUUCGCAUCGCUGCUGUCUUUUGUCACAUACGCUCUGUCGGGUCAUGGCAUGUCCCCGGCUCGCAUUUUUGCGUCCUUGGCAUUGUUCAAUGUGCUUCGUAUGCCACUAAUCAUGCUCAACCUGACUAUCACACAGAUGACCGAUGCGUGGACUGCUAUGAACCGAAUCCAGGAAUUCCUUCAGGCCGAGGAAAAGGAUGACCCGGUCGAAUGGGACACAACCAUGGACAAGGCUAUUGAGGUCGAGCAUGCAUCAUUCACCUGGGAACAAGUGCAGAGCAACAAGGGAGAAGAGAAGAAGGAAGAGAAGCCGAAACCUGGCCAGGUCUCGCCGAAAGUCGCAACGCCCAGCAGCCCGCCCAACGACAACAGUGACACACCUGAGCAUGCGCCGUUCAAACUCACCGAUAUCAACUUCGAGGCGGGACGCAAUGAACUGCUUGCUGUCAUAGGAACUGUAGGGAGUGGCAAGAGUUCGUUGCUUGGGGCUCUGGCGGGUGACAUGCGCUUGACGGAGGGAAAAAUUCGAAUGGGCGCGAGUCGAUCGUUCUGCCCGCAGUACGCCUGGAUCCAGAAUGUGUCAGUGCGAGAGAAUAUCCUCUUUGGAGGUGAUUACAACGAAGAAUUCUACGACCGCGUGAUUGACGCAUGCGCUCUACGACCCGAUCUGGAUAUUUUCCCGAACGGGGAUCAGACGGAGAUUGGGGAACGAGGCAUCACGGUCUCUGGAGGCCAGAAGCAGCGGAUCAAUAUCGCCAGAGCCGUCUACUCCAAGGCAGAUAUCGUUCUCAUGGAUGACCCGCUUUCAGCAGUUGAUGCCCAUGUUGGACGUCAUAUCAUGGACAAAGCAAUCUGCGGUCUUCUCAAGGAUAAGUGUCGUAUCUUGGCCACCCAUCAGCUUCAUGUCCUUAGCCGGUGUGAUCGAAUUAUUGUGAUGAAGGAAGGCUCCAUCGACGCUAUUGGUACCUUUGACGAUCUUGUACGAACAAAUGAACACUUUAGGGAAUUGAUGUCAAGCACUUCGCAACAGGAAAAGCAAUCGGAUGACGAUGUCGACCAAAAUUCGGACGAAGUCGAACCGGCGAAAGACCAAAUUGACAAGGCUAAACCAGCAGCUGCUUUGAUGUCAAAGGAAGAGGUAGCGACGGGGUCAGUUGGGUGGGCUGUUUGGAAAGCUUAUAUCACCGCCUCUGGAUCUUUCUUCCUCAACUUCAUUGCUUUUCUCGUGCUGCUGGCCUGUCUCAACGGUGGUAUAAUUAUGACAGGCCUGUGGGUCUCUUAUUGGACGUCCGACAGGUUUAAAAACUUGACCGUUGGCCAGUAUAUGGGAAUAUAUGCGGGAAUCUGUGCCGCACAGGCUUUGGCCAUGUACGGCUUCGCACUACAUGUGACCAUUGCUGCAGCGCAUUCUAGCAAGACAAUGCUGCAGCGCGCAAUAUACCGAGUCCUGCGUGCCCCGAUGGCCUUCUUUGACACAACCCCGUUAGGACGGAUCACGAACCGGUUUUCUAGGGAUGUCCAGGUGAUGGACAGUGAACUUGGCGAAUCUAUUCGCAUGUUCGCCUUCACGUUCACUCAGAUCCUGGCCACGAUGGGGUUGAUCAUCGCAUUUUAUCAUUAUGUGAGUACCAUAGGGGGAGGUGCGUGGAAUGAAGUUGCUAACCACCAUGACCAGUUUGCUAUUGCAUUAGGUCCCCUGUUCGUCUUUUUCUUACUCGCAGCGGCCUACUAUAGAGCGUCUGCGCGGAACCUGAAGCGGCAUGAUUCAGUGCUUCGCUCGACGGUGUUUUCACGUUUUGGCGAGGCCAUCACUGGUGUCGCAAGCAUCCAAGCGUAUAAAAUGGAGGGGCACUUUCAGCGGAAUCUGCAUGAAAGCAUCGACUCAAUGAAUGGUGCAUAUUUCCUGACUUUCUCCAACCAGAGAUGGCUCUCGAUUCGCCUUGAUGCUAUUGGCAGUCUCAUGAUCCUGGUGGUGGGGAUUCUGGUCGUCACCUCUCGUUUCAACGUCGGGCCAAGUAUCUCCGGUUUGGUGCUGUCAUACGUUUUGACCAUCACUUUGAGUUUGCAAUUCACCAUCCGGCAGUUCGCUGAAGUUGGGAAUAAUAUGAAUGCCGCUGAGCGGAUCCAUUACUAUGGCACCAGCUUGGACGAGGAAGCGCCCCUUCAGUUGGCCGAGGUGCCACCGAGCUGGCCCGACAAGGGGAGAAUUGCUUUCUCAAAUGUGCAAAUGCGGUACCGUGACGGGCUACCUCUGGUGCUCAAGGGGCUCACGAUGGACAUUCGAGGCGGGGAGCGUAUUGGCAUUGUGGGGCGAACAGGUGCCGGCAAAUCCAGCAUCAUGGCCGCGCUAUUUCGUCUCACUGAGCUUUCCGGAGGAAGUAUCAAGAUCGAUGACAUUGAUAUUGCGACAAUUGGGCUGAAUGAUCUUCGGACUCGUCUUGCUAUUAUCCCGCAGGAUCCGACGCUCUUCCGCGGCACGAUCCGCUCGAACCUUGAUCCUUUCAAUGAGCAUACGGAUCUGGAAUUAUGGGCAGCGUUACGCAAGGCACAUCUCGUCGGCCAGGAGCUGCCAGAGGACGAGUCCCAGGAGGGCACACUUACGCCGUCGACGAUGAACGAAAAGCAGCAGACGGCGCAGAGACUGCACCUUGAUACCAUCGUCGAAGAGGAGGGACACAACUUCUCGCUCGGCCAGCGGCAGCUGAUGGCCUUAGCGCGUGCCCUCGUUCGCGAUGCCCGCAUCAUCAUUUGUGACGAGGCAACCUCGUCCGUUGACUUUGAGACGGACCAGAAAGUCCAGGAGACGAUGGCGCAAGGAUUUCAAGGCAAGACGCUGCUUUGUAUUGCUCAUCGUCUACGGACAAUCAUCAAUUAUGAUCGCAUCUGUGUGAUGGAUCAAGGGCAGAUCGCCGAAUUCGACACCCCUCUGGCCCUGUGGGAGAAGCCGGGCGGCAUCUUCCGCAGUAUGUGCGAUCAGAGUGGAAUCACCCGGGAGGAUUUUGAGGGUUGA
This is a messenger RNA of Aspergillus udagawae, 4242 nucleotides long. Its product is annotated as ATP-binding cassette transporter YOR1. Gene Ontology annotation, cellular component: membrane. Gene Ontology annotation, molecular function: ATP binding; ATP hydrolysis activity; ABC-type transporter activity. The transcript is spliced from 2 exons. Gene Ontology annotation, biological process: transmembrane transport. Bases 1 to 4242 code for a protein of 1413 amino acids. The record is from RefSeq and is a predicted model, not a curated record. Lineage: Eukaryota; Fungi; Ascomycota; Eurotiomycetes; Eurotiales; Aspergillaceae.